AUGAGAGAGAGAGGUCAAACAGCCAACUCCAGUGAGGAAGAGUCUCAAGGACGGUCUCAUGAUGAGGAGAAGGCUGGGGUUCCCGAUACGUUCCCAGACGGGAGUGCGCAGGCAUGGCUAGUCGUUCUGGGAGCAUUCUUUGGACUAUUUUGCAGCUUUGGUUGGACAAACUGCGUUGGCGUGUUCCAGGCAUACUACGAGACCCAUCAGCUGAGAUCCUUCUCGCCGAGCACAGUGUCGUGGAUAUCGUCUCUUAACACGUGUGUGCUAUUCAUCUCCGUGUUUGCAGCUAACCACUUUGCUUGGCGAAAGACUCCCUUUGUUGGAAAGCUCUUCGACCACUUUGGCCCCCGUAGUCUGCUUCUGGUCGGUACCUUUCUGCACGUCUUCGGCUUGAUGAUGGCGUCCAUCUCGUCCAAAUAUUACCAGUUCAUCCUGUCACAAUCCAUCUGCAGCCCGAUCGGCGCAAGCAUGAUCCUGCAGCCUAGUUUCGCUUGCGUCGCGACCUGGUUCCGGAGCCGAAGAGCCCUGGCAAUGGGCAUCACGACCAGCGGGUCAAGCUUGGGGGGGACCGUCAUGCCAAUCAUGGUCGAUCGGUUGAUGAACCAAAUUGGAUACGGCUGGACCAUGCGUACGUGUGCAUUCCUCAUGUUCGGGCUGCUCAUCAUCACAAAUCUCACCGUCAAGUCGCGGCUGGCUCCUCAACCACAAGAUGCCGGCCCGUGGGACUUUUUCCGAGCGUUCAAGGAUCCGGCCUUUUCACUUACAGCGCUGGCUGGGUUCUUCUACUCCAUGGGCAUGUUCAUCCCCAUCAUCUUCAUGGUAACGUAUGGAGUUCAUGUGGGCAUGUCUACAUCUCUGGCUGGGUAUCUUGUUUCGAUAUUCAAUGCUGCCAGGCAAGUACCAAACAUCACCAACAGAUGGGCCGCACCGUGUCCAGUGUUCACACAUUUCACCCGCUACAGUUGUGCAGAACGUGUUGAGGAACUAACUCGUGUAUUCUACAGUGGAGUCGGUCGUAUUAUUUCCGGGCAUGUUGCUGAUAGAGCAGGCAACUACAACAUCUCAAUCCUCGCCGCUUGCCUUUCAACCAUUUUCACUCUGGCUCUCUGGCUUCCUGGCCACAGCAGUGCAACUGCCAUUGCAUUCUCCGCCCUCUUCGGCUUCAGUUCUGGCACAUAUACAGCGUUGGCCCCUGCGCUUAUAGCUCAGAUAACCGACAUUCGCGAUAUCGGCACACGUUCUGGAGCCAUUUACGCGUUCGUGUCCAUCGCCGGCUUGAUGGGGGGUCCCAUUGGCGGCGGCCUCAUCACGGCUGCAGGAGGCAGCUAUUGGCAGCUGCAGGUCUUUGGCGGUGUCAUGCUCGGUGUUGGCACUCUCUUUUUUGUUGCCUGCAAGCUUCACUUGGCAAAGUGGCGCCUGUUUACAAAGGUGUAG
Metarhizium acridum CQMa 102 is the source of this 1437-nucleotide messenger RNA. Lineage: Eukaryota; Fungi; Ascomycota; Sordariomycetes; Hypocreales; Clavicipitaceae. The record is from RefSeq and is a predicted model, not a curated record.